This is a messenger RNA of Ostrea edulis (European flat oyster), 914 nucleotides long. RefSeq lists its product as uncharacterized. The coding region runs from base 130 to 600 and encodes 156 amino acids. The transcript is spliced from 5 exons. The record is from RefSeq and is a predicted model, not a curated record. Lineage: Eukaryota; Metazoa; Mollusca; Bivalvia; Ostreida; Ostreidae.
UAAUGAGGAUCAAUCUACUAAAAUCACAUGAAUCUAUGUCGUUCAAGACGGAUCAUAAAUUGUUUACGAAACUACCGACAAAUGUAAAUAAAGUUGGGGGCGUGUCCUGUCAAAAAAGCACAUGUCAACAUGGUUUCGUUAUCGAGUAUUUUACAAUCCCCCGUCCAAGCUCUUCUCCGACCGGCUAUGUGGCUUCCCAUAAUUAAACAUCUACACAGCUACAGAGAGACAUGGACGUGUGAAAAAGAGAACGCAGUAAUUCUGAAAUCCAUUGUUGACGCUCUAGAACCUUUAAAGUCCACGGACGAUAAAGGCACAUACUAUGAUAUCCACAAGAUAAGCAGAGAUGCCACUUUUGUGAGAAUCUUUGUAUUCACUUGGGCUGAAUGGUUAGAUGUAAUGGAGUUCAAAGUUCAUGAUGGUACAGUAGAGGCACAUUCCUUUUCCACUGGUGUGUUUCCUCUCUUCAUCCCAUUCAUAAGUCUGGUUAACAUUGCAUUGUUUUGGGUUCCAUUUUUGGACCAUGGAUUGAACAAGGACAGAAUUUUAUCGAUGAGAAGACUACUAGACACGCAUGUAAAAGAUUUCAAUGUGAACUGAAUUCAUUUUCUCUCUUGAGUUAAUCAAGGAAUUAAGCCUUGGUGCAAUAUAAUACAUGUGUACUUUGGAAAUGCUUGGCUACAUAUACAUAUACCUAGUACCAGUAUGUACAUGCAUUGUCUAUAAUAUUAUGACAUCAGUAGAUGAAAGGUAAACAAUUUUGAUCUCAAACAUAUAUACAUUUAUUUUUAAAAAUCUUAUUGCAAUAUUUUAUACAUAUUGUUUAUUGUAAAAUUUCAGAGAUUUCUACAAAUAUAUUUGACUGUGUAAUAUACAUACUACUAUGAAAUGAUUAAAUUUUGUGGGACCUACAA